AUGCUUGUGGAGGGAGGACUGCCCACCGUGGAGUGGCUGAUGAAUUUCUGGGUCCUCUGGGGCAUCUGCAAACCCUACCGUGGCUUUCACCCUGCCCCUGGGUACCUUCGCUGCCAGCCUUUAUCAGGGGUUGGAGCCCCGAGAUGGAAUGACUACAGUGUACCCGAGGAAUUUAACUUUGCAAGUGAUGUCCUAGACUACUGGACUCAAAUGGAGAAGGAGGGCAAGAGCGGUCCAAACCCAGCCCUGUGGUGGGUGAAUAACCAAGGGGAUGAACUGAAGUGGAGUUUCAGAGAGUUGACAGACCUAUCCCGCCAUGCAGCCAAUGUCUUCACCCAGACCUGUGGCCUGCAGCAGGGAGACCGUCUAGCCUUGAUUCUGCCUUGAGUGCCUGAGUGGUGGCUGGUGGCCAUAGGCUGCAUCCGAGCAGGAAUAAUCUUCAUGCCAGGAACCAUCCAGUUGAAGGCCAAGGACAUUCUCUACCGAUGACAAGUGUCCAAAGCCAAGGGCAUCGUGACCACAGAUACCCUUGCCUCAGAGGUGGGUUCUUUAGCUUCCGAGUGUCCUACUCUGAAAACAAAGCUCCUGGUGUCUGACCAUAGCCAUCAAGGGUGGCUGGACUUUGAAUGCCUUUGCAGAUCAGCCUCCCCAGAUCAUACCUGUAUUAAGUCAAAGACUCUGGACCCAAUGGCCAUCUUCUUUACAAGUGGGACCACAGGCUUCCCCAAGAUGGCAAAACACAGUCAUGGAUUUGCCUUGUGAUCCUCUUUCCCUUCAAGCAGGAAAUUGCUGCAACUGAAGACAUCUGAUAUCUUCUGGUGCCUUUCGGACACAGGCUGGAUUCUGGCGGUCUUUGGGUGCCUGUUGGAACCAUGGACAGCAGGGGCUACACUCCUUAUCCAUCAUCUGCCCCAGUUUGACCCCAAGGUUGUUGAACAGAUGUUGUUCAAAUACCCCAUCACCCAUUGCUUUGCUGUGCCAUUUGUAUAUCGAACGAUUCUACAGCACAGUUCUACCAGUCUCAGGUUCCCUACCCUGGAGCACUGCAGUGCUGGCAGGGAGGCUCUGCUGCUGGAGGAUCAAGAGCAGUGGAGAAAACGGACAGGUCUUCUGCUCUACGAGGUCUACGGACAGUCAGAAACAGGUGGCAACCACAGGCAGCCAGGAGCUGGCCCCAGAAGUUCAUUUCUGGAUGCUCAUGUGGACAGCACACAGGGAGUAAGUUGUGUCACUCUCCGUGGAAUGAAGAUCAAGCCGGGUUCCAUCGGGAAAGGCAUCCCCUCCUUCGACGUCCAGAUCAUUGACGACAAGGGCAACAGCCUGCCGUUCAACACUGAAGGCAACAUUGGCAUCAGGACGAAGCCCACCAAGCCCAUUGGCCUCUUCAUGGGCUAUGAAGACAACCCAGUAAAGACAGCCAAAGUGGAGUGUGGGGACUUUUACAACUCUGGAGAUAGAGCAACUAUGGAUGAAGAGGGCUACAUCUGGUUCCUGGGGAGGAACGAUGACAUCAUCAAUGCCUCUGGGUACCGCGUCGGGCCCGCAGAGGUGGAGAAUGCCCUGGCCGAACACCCGGCUGUGGCUGAAUCAGCUCUGGUGAGCAGCCUGGACCCAAUUCGAAGGGAGGUGGUGAAGGCAUUUAUUGUCCUGACUCCGGAAUUCCUCUCCCAUGACCGGGACCAGCUCACCAAGGAGCUACAGCAGCAUGUGAAGUCAGUGCCAGCCCCGUGUAAGUACCCCAGGAAGAUGGAAUUUGUCUCAGAGCUGCCCGAAACCGUCACUGGCGAGAUUAAAAGAAGUGACCUUCGGAAAAAGGAGUUUGGUCAGAUGUAAUCAGCAAAACCCUCAGAAACCACUGUGUCUUCUUUGCCAAAUCCCUGGCUGCCUCAGUUUCCUCACUAUGGGGAGGGUGAGGAGGGGAGUGUUGGACAUUGAUUUUAAGAGCAUAAGGAGUGCUCACAUUGCAGCAUUUUUGUUCUUUUAAAUUACUAUCCAUUACUCUCCUGCUUCCAAGUCCCUGAGUGAGCGCCCAGGAUGUAGCUGGGGUAAUAAAGGGACAUGAGCAUCCAAGGGGACUUGUGUUGUGCUUUGAUUCUGUGAAUGAACCAGAGCUAAAUGCGGUCCCUCCAUGAUUCUCCCCAAGCCCCAUUGGAGAGGACUCUGGGGCCAGAUUCUCCCCCCUGGUUCCAGGGGCCCUGGGUGACUCCUUUUGUCUGUUCAACAACCACAACACAGAGGUCUGGGGAGGGACCCUUCCUUGGCCCCAGGUGUCCACCUCUGCCUGGCUUGCCCGUGCCCUGCUGGAGGGUGAGGUCAGGGCCAAGCUAGUGAGGUGGCUGGGGAAGGGGGAAGGCACCGAGGGCAGCCCAGCCUGGUGGUUCCACCUGCCUGCCAGACCAUUCCUCACC
Molecule: messenger RNA, 2408 nt
Organism: Mirounga angustirostris (Northern elephant seal)
Lineage: Eukaryota; Metazoa; Chordata; Mammalia; Carnivora; Phocidae
Product: acyl-coenzyme A synthetase ACSM1, mitochondrial-like
Exons: 15
Biological process (GO): acyl-CoA metabolic process; fatty acid biosynthetic process
Cellular component (GO): mitochondrial matrix
Molecular function (GO): fatty acid ligase activity; fatty-acyl-CoA synthase activity
Source: RefSeq, a predicted model, not a curated record